This is a messenger RNA of Anopheles coustani, 852 nucleotides long. RefSeq lists its product as uncharacterized. Gene Ontology annotation, cellular component: extracellular region. The transcript has a single exon. The record is from RefSeq and is a predicted model, not a curated record. Lineage: Eukaryota; Metazoa; Arthropoda; Insecta; Diptera; Culicidae. Gene Ontology annotation, molecular function: chitin binding. Bases 1 to 852 code for a protein of 283 amino acids.
AUGACGAUGGGUUGGCACAGUUUGUUGGUGGUGUUUUGCGGAACGGUGGUCUGCGUUGUGGCCGCCGCAGGGAGUGGUCGUGUGUGGCCGGUGAGCUGCGUGGAGCCGAGCUGCGCGACCGAGCUCGAUCGGGUGACGCUGUGGCCGUUUGAGGAUCCGAACUUCUUCCUGCAGUGCAGCAGCGCUUCCGGUGGCGGGGCGCCGUGGGAGCUGGUGCGGCAGCCGUGCCAGGGUCGCCGGUUGUUCCACUUCACCCGACAAGCUUGCACCGUGCCGGUGCAGUGGGAAGCGACGUGCCCGGAGCAGGGCGGCGGAUCUGCCGGUCCCCUCGAGCCGUGUCCGGAGGUGAGCUGCGAAACGGUGGCCGAUCUGGGUCGGCUCUGGCCGGAUGUGGACCCGUCCCGGUUCCACCAGUGCAUCCCGCAGGCAGCCGGAGGCAUCCUGCCGGUCGCCCAAACGUGCCCCGAAGGGACGCUGUUCAGCGUGCGCUACCAAGCCUGCAUUACGGUCCUUCGCUGGACGGAGGAGUGCUCCUUCGACGGCGGCGAGCUAACACCCGGCCCGACCGGGGGCGACACCACCGUCACCGUGCCAAUCACGCCGACCACCACCCCCCUGCCGCCGACGACGACCGAGAGCGGCGGAUGGACGCUCUGCCAGGUGCCGAUCUGCGAGCGCGAAGAUCCGGUGCUCUAUCCACACUCCGACUGGGCGUUCUUCUGGCAGUGCGUACCGCAGCCGACCGGAUUCUGGGAGCCUCAGAUGCGACCGUGUGGUGCCGGCACCGUCUUCCACUUCGCGCUGCAGAUGUGUGUGUUUCCCGCCGAUUGGGUCAACUUCUGCCCGGCAUGA